AAUGCCGCACACAUCGUCGUGGGGCGGACAGCAGAAGCAGCAGCAACAAAGAUAAAGCAAAGCAGCGAACAGAACCCAUCGUUUUUCUUUCCCCUAGCUCGCAGCCACCUCCCCCCUUCGCCUUACACACGUUCCCCAACAGCGAACAUGGAGUACUUCAUCGGAUUUGACGUCGGCACUGGGUCGGGACGCGCCUGCCUCGUCGACCGCAAGGGAACCCUCAUCGCGGACCACUCUGUCGCCACCGAGACACGCCGGUCCCCCAACGACCACCGCAUCUUUGAGCAGUCGACCUCGGACAUUUGGGCCGCGCUCGCGACGUGCUCCAAGGCCGUCAUCAAGGCCGGCGGUAUCGACCCCUCGGCUGUCAAGGGCGUCGGCUUUGAUGCCACCUGCAGCCUUGCUGUUGUCGACCGCGCCGGUCGCCCCGUGAGCGUGUCCCGCUCCAGCUCGUCCCAGACCGAAGAGAGCGACGACAACCUCGGCACCGAGGGCCAGUGGAACGUCAUCCUCUGGGCUGAUCACCGCGCCGAGGAAGAGGCCGAGCUCAUCAACUCGACUGGCGAAGGCGUCCUCGACUUUGUCGGAGGCACCAUGAGCCUCGAGAUGGAGACGCCCAAGACCCUCUGGCUCAAGAAGCACAUGUCUCCGGCCAAGUUCAAGGAGUGCAUGUUCUUUGACCUGCCCGACUACCUCACCUACCACGCCACCUCGUCGCUGGCGCGCUCCAACUGCUCACUCGCAUGCAAGUACUCGUACAUCCCCCCCGGCACUCGUGUCCGCCACCAGUGCAACGGCGGUGAGGAGGAGGUCAGCAAGGACGGCUGGUCGGCGCGCUUCUUCAACAAGAUCGGCCUCGACGACCUCGUCAAGGACGACUUUGACCAGCUCGGCGGCAUCCCCGGCAAGAACGGACUCGUCCUUACCGCUGGCCAGCCCGUCGGCAAGGGUCUUAGCAAGUCUGCGGCGGCCGACCUCGGUCUCGCGGAGGGCACGGCUGUCGGCAGCGCCGUUAUCGACGCGUACUCGGGCUGGAUCGGUACCGUUGCGGCCGUUGCGACCUCGAGCUCGGGAGAGAAGGAGCCUGUCCCGACUCUCGACGACGCUGCUCGCCGUCUCGCCGCUGUCGCCGGUACGAGCACAUGCCACCUGGCGCAGAGCAAGGAGGGCAUCUCGGUUCCUGGCGUCUGGGGCCCGUACCGCAACGCCAUCUUCCCAGGCUAUUGGAUGAACGAGGGCGGCCAGUCGUCCACCGGUCAGCUCAUCGACUUCAUCAUGACCACCCACCCCGCCUACCCGCAGCUCGUCGAGCUCGCCGCGCAGACCAAGACGAGCACAUACGAGCUCCUUGGAAAGCAGCUGGAGAAGAUGCAGAAGGCGGAGAAGGCGGAGACUUUGACUCACCUCACCAAGGACCUGCACUUCUACCCCGACCUGCACGGCAACCGCUCCCCACUCGCGGACCCCAAGAUGCGCGGCAUGAUCUCUGGCCUGGCUCUCAACGCCACGCUCAACGACUUGGCGGCCAAGUUCAACGUCACCCUCGAGGCCAUUGCGCUGCAGACCAGGCAUAUUGUCGACGCCAUGAACAAGAAUGGCCACAAGAUCGACUCCAUCUACAUGAGCGGAUCGCAGGCAAAGAAUGGCCCCCUUAUGCGCCUGCUCGCCACCGUCCUCCAGAUGCCUAUCAUCAUUCCUCCGCACCCUUCCUCGGCAGUUGUUCUUGGUUCGGCGAUGCUCGGACGUUUUGCAUUCGAGCAGGCGCAAUCAGGAGAGAUCAGCUCGCAGACCGAGGCCGAGACGGCCGGCGAGCGCGACGGCGCCAAGCUUUGGGACAUUAUGGUCGACAUGACCCAGCCCGCGACGCGCGUCGAGCCACGCACCGGCAAGGAGGGUGAAAGGGAGCGCAAGCUGCUCGACGUCAAGUAUGAGAUCUUCCUCGAGCAGGUCGAGACGCAGCUGCGCUGGAGGAAGCGUAUCGCCGAGGGGACCAGGGAGUAGGACAUUUGUACAUUGAUUUAGGCCAAUUUGCAUUAGACUUUGAGAUGGACUUUGUAAUAAAAUCAUAUUAA
Vanrija pseudolonga is the source of this 2072-nucleotide messenger RNA. It is a transcript of the gene YDR109C, whose product is annotated as putative sugar kinase. Gene Ontology annotation, biological process: pentose metabolic process; carbohydrate phosphorylation. Gene Ontology annotation, cellular component: cytoplasm. The transcript has 12 exons. The record is from RefSeq and is a predicted model, not a curated record. Lineage: Eukaryota; Fungi; Basidiomycota; Tremellomycetes; Trichosporonales; Trichosporonaceae. The coding region runs from base 148 to 2001 and encodes 617 amino acids. Gene Ontology annotation, molecular function: D-ribulokinase activity.